CCUACGCGACGGCCGUGCCAGGACUCCAGGAGGGCAGGUGUAGAGGGAGCAAAGGGGACCACGGCCAAAGGUAGAAGCAAGUCCUGCAGAAAGAAAGGCGCUGCUGCUCCGGCUGCUGCCUCCGCCACUGCCGCCACCACCGAACCAGCGUCCAGAGCGGGGCUGGCAGGCCAGGCACGGAGACGAGAGGAGCGAGGGGCGAGCUCAUGGAGCACACGCACGCCCACCUCGUAGCCAACAGCUCGUUGUCCUGGUCCCCCGGCUCGACCUGCGGCUUGGGCUUCGUGCCCGUGGUUUAUUACAGCCUCUUGCUGUGCCUCGGUUUACCAGCCAAUAUCCUGACAGUGAUCAUUCUCUCUCAGCUGGUAGCUAGAAGGCAGAAGUCCUCCUACAACUAUCUCUUGGCACUUGCUGCUGCUGACAUCUUGGUCCUCUUUUUCAUUGUGUUUGUGGACUUCCUGUUGGAAGACUUCAUCUUGAACAUGCAGAUGCCUCAGGUGCCCAAUAAGAUCAUAGAAGUGCUGGAAUUUUCAUCCAUCCACACUUCUAUUUGGAUUACUGUUCCAUUAACCAUUGAUCGGUAUAUCGCAGUCUGCCACCCACUCAAGUACCACACGGUCUCCUACCCAGCCCGCACCCGGAAAGUCAUUGUAAGUGUUUACAUCACCUGCUUCCUGACCAGCAUCCCCUACUACUGGUGGCCCAACAUCUGGACUGAAGACUACAUCAGCACCUCCAUGCAUCACGUCCUUAUCUGGAUUCACUGCUUCACCGUGUACUUGGUGCCCUGCUCCAUUUUCUUCAUCUUGAACUCAAUCAUUGUGUACAAGCUCAGGAGGAAAAGCAAUUUUCGUCUCCGUGGCUAUUCCACAGGGAAAACUACUGCCAUCUUGUUCACCAUUACCUCCAUCUUUGCCACACUCUGGGCCCCCCGCAUCGUCAUGAUUCUCUACCACCUCUAUGGGGCACCUAUCCAAAACCGCUGGCUGGUGCACAUCAUGUCCGACAUUGCCAACAUGCUGGCCCUUCUGAACACAGCCAUCAACUUCUUCCUCUACUGCUUCAUCAGCAAGAGGUUCCGCACUAUGGCGGCCGCCACGCUCAAGGCCUUCUUCAAGUGCCAAAAGCAACCUGUACAGUUCUACACCAACCAUAACUUUUCCAUAACAAGUAGCCCCUGGAUCUCACCAGCCAACUCACACUGUAUCAAGAUGCUGGUGUACCAGUAUGACAAAAAUGGAAAACCUAUAAAAGUAUCCCCAUGACCUCACAGGUUUGGCACCUAGUGCCUCUGUCUAAUCUAUUUCCAGAUGGGAGGGUAGCCCACUUAAAAGUGCUAACCUGAUUUCCUAUCUCCACAGACUGAGCAACCCUCAGACUGGUAGAUGAGAAAAGAUGGAAGAGAAGAAAGAAAAGCAUCAAUCUUGUUUUCAUUUGUGCAUUUAUUUUCACAACGUCACUUGACAGCAGAAUUUCUACCAGUUUGAAGAUGUCUUUAGAGGUUGUGUCAUCAUCCUGUGGCCAAUGAGGACACAGGAAAGAAAUAGUCUAUGACUUUGCCUUGGCACCAUCCAGUCAUUGGGAACCUCUCAUUUAUGUGACACACCAAGCCACAAUAGCAGGUAGCUGAGUCCACACUCUUCCUCUAAGAGCUGAGGUCAACCAUCGCUUCCCUGUGCCAUCCCCAGCAGCUAAUAAUGCUGACCAUUGGGAUUUGGGAUUUUUCCAAGGUGCCCUUUGUCCUAGAGAAGGUUGUGGUCUUGAAGUGGCCCUGGAACCCUAAGCUACAGAAUGACACUGUAAGGGGACAAGCAAGUAUUAAUCCCAUCCAAACUCUGGCCAGAGCUUCUUUGGAAAGGCUUCAAACCAACAUAACUAUGACCCUCAGAUUUGGGUCUAAAAUGCAGGCUUUCUAUUUGUCAUUAUGUAUAGAUUUUAUCUAUCUCCUCCAAAACAAAGACCCCUGCCUGGUGCGUAGGGGGGAAGGAGGAUCUCUUGAGCCCAGAAAAACAAAAAAAUAAGCCCACUCUUGCCAUUGUUUCGAUCCAUCCCGUGUCAGCUGUGUAUGAUCCCUUUACUCAAAAUAGCUUCUUAUUGCAGUGCCACUUAAGCUUCCUGGAGAAGCCUUUUACAUGUAGAGUUGACAACCCUGCCUCCUUGCUUGCUGAAGCCCUCACCAAAUUGUUUUAUCUGAAGUGACUUCCAAACUGGACUUAAUUUUCAAGGGUCAGGAACUGUAGCCCUCCAGGUGUGAAAGGAGACAUUCUUAGCUCUGCCCCACAGUCUACCUGGUAUUACUAUUCAGCCACAAAUGCAGAUAAAAUUCACACGGAAAGGUGCCCAUGUUGUCUGCUUGUGUGCCCUUUGAUGCAUAUGGCUCAAAAGGGUGGUACCAGUUUUCAGUGAAGCUACUUAAUUCAGAUCCUUUGCAAAAUGAUAAAAUAUGAAUUUAUUUAGCUGUUCUCCCCUUGCCUGUCCAAGGCAAGAAGAGCUCUCUGAUGUAAUUAAUAGGGGCUUCCCUCGGAUUUGCCACUCAUGUGUGUACACACACA
Messenger RNA from Herpailurus yagouaroundi (jaguarundi), 2552 nucleotides. It is a transcript of the gene GPR139, whose product is annotated as G protein-coupled receptor 139. Bases 207 to 1265 code for a protein of 352 amino acids. Gene Ontology annotation, biological process: phospholipase C-activating G protein-coupled receptor signaling pathway. The record is from RefSeq and is a predicted model, not a curated record. Gene Ontology annotation, molecular function: neuropeptide receptor activity. Gene Ontology annotation, cellular component: plasma membrane. NCBI's taxonomy places the organism in Eukaryota, Metazoa, Chordata, Mammalia, Carnivora, Felidae. The transcript is spliced from 2 exons.